This is a messenger RNA of Uncinocarpus reesii 1704, 1599 nucleotides long. Its product is annotated as NADH-ubiquinone oxidoreductase 51 kDa subunit. The record is from RefSeq and is a predicted model, not a curated record. Gene Ontology annotation, molecular function: FMN binding; NAD binding; NADH dehydrogenase (ubiquinone) activity. The coding region runs from base 1 to 1599 and encodes 532 amino acids. NCBI's taxonomy places the organism in Eukaryota, Fungi, Ascomycota, Eurotiomycetes, Onygenales, Onygenaceae. The transcript has 3 exons.
AUGAUCUCCAGGGCGGCGGUGGCGCCUACCACCCAUUCCAUCUCACACCUCUCGUCGCGCGCCCUCUCCUCAGCAAGUGCCGCGGCCGCCACCAGCACAACCCGUUUUCCAUCCUCACAGAAACAAACAGGGCAGCAAGCACAGUCGCAGUCGCAGCAACCCCAAGCGCAAGCACAGCAGCAGCGUAAAUAUGCUACUGUUCAGGAUCCCGCUGCGGUGCCCCCGCCCAGAGUGCAUGGAGGAUUGAAGGACCGGGACCGCAUAUUUCAGAAUUUGUACGGCAGACAUGGGCCUGAUUUGAAGAAUGCAAUGAAGACUGGUGACUGGUAUAAGACGAAGGAGAUCUUGCUGAAGGGGCAUGACUGGAUUAUUUCUGAGAUCAAGGCUUCUGGAUUAAGAGGACGAGGAGGCGCAGGGUUUCCUUCGGGAUUGAAAUGGUCUUUCAUGAACUUCAAAGAUUGGGACAAGGACCCACGACCACGAUAUCUUGUCGUAAACGCCGAUGAGGGUGAGCCAGGAACGUGCAAAGACCGGGAAAUUAUGCGCAAGGACCCGCACAAACUUGUUGAAGGAUGUCUUGUAGCCGGCCGUGCGAUGAAUGCUACCGCUGCUUACAUUUAUAUCCGUGGCGAAUUCUACGAAGAGGCCACUGUUCUACAACGUGCGAUUAAUGAAGCAUACGAAGCUGGGUUGAUUGGAAAGAAUGCUUGCGGGUCUGGCUACGAUUUUGAUAUUUAUAUCCACCGUGGAAUGGGAGCUUACAUUUGCGGUGAAGAGACGUCGUUGAUCGAAUCUAUUGAAGGAAAAGCCGGAAAACCUCGUCUAAAGCCUCCGUUCCCCGCCGCAGUCGGUCUAUUUGGAUGCCCUAGUACCGUUACUAAUGUCGAAACAGUCGCUGUGGCGCCGACAAUUUGUCGUCGUGGUGGCAAAUGGUUCGCUUCUUUUGGUCGCGAACGAAACCAGGGUACCAAACUCUACUGCAUUUCUGGCCACGUUAACAACCCAUGCACCGUUGAAGAAGAGAUGUCCAUCCCUCUUCGCGAACUUAUUGACCGCCACUGCGGUGGUGUUCGUGGCGGUUGGGACAACCUUCUCGCCGUCAUCCCCGGCGGUUCAUCCACGCCCAUCCUGCCCAAGCACGUUUGUGACGACCAGAUCAUGGACUUCGACGCCCUGAAGGACUCUCAAUCCGGUUUGGGAACCGCUGCCGUCAUUGUGAUGGACAAAUCUACCGACGUUGUCCGCGCCAUCUCCCGUCUCUCCUACUUCUACAAACACGAGAGUUGCGGCCAGUGCACACCGUGCCGAGAGGGCAGCAAAUGGACCAUGCAGAUCAUGCAGCGUUUCGAGCGUGGUCAAGCCCGCGAACGUGAAAUCGACAUGCUCCAGGAACUCACCAAGCAAGUUGAAGGCCACUCCAUCUGUGCGCUUGGCGAAGCUUUCGCCUGGCCCAUCCAGGGUUUAAUCCGUCAUUUCAGACCCGAACUUGAAGCCAGGAUACAGAAAUUCGCUGAGCAGCAGGGUGGAAAGCAAUCGUUUGCAGGUGGCUGGGAUCCUUCCGCUCGUGAUGCGGGUAAGCUGAUUGCUCCGGGACAGUAA